AAAAUUCAAGAUUUGAUUUAAUUAUCAGAAGAACUAAACAGCAAGAUUUUAUUAAAAAUGUCUGAAUCAGGAUCAUCAAAUGUUUCAUCAUCAGUUUAUUCAGGAGAUACAGGUUCAACAUACACAAUGCAGUCUCAAAGAUAUUUAAAUGUAUCAGAUAAACAUAAUGAGCAAACUUACUUACUUUUUUCUGACAAAAAACCAGAUCAACGAAACAUUUUGGCAAGAGUUUGGGCAUUUUUAACUCGCUGCAUUAUUCGAAUGAGAGUUGAAAAUAACGAGCCAGAUGAAGAAAAUGUAUGGAAUUCUGAGGAUAUUGACACAAUGGAUAUGUAUCUGAAGAGAAAGACAAUUGGUUUGGGAUUGCUUGUCUUUGCUUUGUUUUCGUCAAAUGUUAUUCAAAUGCGUAACAUCGUUGCUCACAGCGAACAGUAUAAAUAUUUUCAAUUUGUCGUUCCCUACUUAGGUUUCAAUAUAAUCUUGCAGUUUAUUGCCCUCAAUUCAAUCAUUUACAAGUGUCGUUUCAACCUUAACAAUCUAUAUGAAUAUGCAAAAGCUUCUUAUCUUAACGAAUAUAUUACAAUUUUGAUCAUCGUAAUGACUGUUAAUAAUAUUUUGAUAUCUCUUUGCAGUAUUUCUUCCACAGUCUAAUCCUAAUCUUAAUUAAUUUGUCUU
Messenger RNA from Chironomus riparius, 675 nucleotides. NCBI's taxonomy places the organism in Eukaryota, Metazoa, Arthropoda, Insecta, Diptera, Chironomidae. The record is from the annotation of a GenBank genome assembly.